AUGUUCAGCCCUAUCGGGCCCGUGUUUUUGCACUCCUGUGCGGUCUACCAUCGCUACAUCCAAGAGGUAGCCGCUGGAGAUCUGAGUCUCCCGCCGUACCAGCAGACGACCAGUGGAGAUGUUAUCGUGCAUCAUGGCGAAGUCUUUUGCCGCAUGACCAAUUGCGAAUACCGCCGCGUCCCACUUUCAACCACCAGCGUCCUCCGCUCUCACAUCCGCAAGCAUGGUGUUAUGGUGGCUCGGUGUCCUCCUGGCCGUAUCAGCCAGGGUGGCCAGGAUGUCGCACUUGCAUGGUUCCAGGCACUAUUUGCCGAAAGUGAGGAAAGUUAUGUGGAUACCGAGUGA
Messenger RNA from Penicillium mononematosum, 345 nucleotides. RefSeq lists its product as uncharacterized. NCBI's taxonomy places the organism in Eukaryota, Fungi, Ascomycota, Eurotiomycetes, Eurotiales, Aspergillaceae. The transcript is spliced from 3 exons. Bases 1 to 345 code for a protein of 114 amino acids. The record is from RefSeq and is a predicted model, not a curated record.